GUAAAAACAACAAAAUGUGACAAUAACUACAAGGUGUGUAGUCUUAGUGAGGCAGUCAAUAAAUACAAAUUUAAGAUAAUGUAUUAGCUAAAAAGCCCUUUUGAAAAUGUGAAAUGGGUCGGAAAGUAUAUGUCAUGAGUAAAGUAGAAGAAAAUCAAGCAGGGCUUACCAACAGGGAAAGGAGUGAGCAGGAUUGGAGGCGAAGGUGUGAUUUGAUGAGAGUGGUCAAGAAAGGCCUUGCUGAGGAAACUCGUGCCAAAGGUCCAGCGUCUCAUAGUAGCUUCUGAUUGGCUCAGAGCCACAACAAAGAGGGGCGGGACAUGCACGUUCAGCUCCAGACUGUGGUGGCUGUGCAUCGUUAACCUUGCUGAUUGGCUGUACCGUGGGAGCCCAGUUAUUCGUUGGCUGCUGAGGAAUAGCACUGUGUGCCUGGGAAUUCUUGCUGUUGCAUAUGGACCUGCCACAUUCACACCUCGAACCUGCCAGACUGCUUAACUCCUUCUGCUCUGUGGAGAAGACAUUGCAGUGCAGCUGUUCCUUCCAUGGGAUCCCCACUCCCUCUGUGCAGUGGUGGGUGGAUGGUACUCCUGUGGAUGUGAACAGUGGACAUGGUCACCUCCAGGUGACCUCUACCACACUUGGUCCCUGGGACAACAGCACCCUCAGCCUGGCCAAGGACCCAGAAAUGGGCACAGUUCUUCUCUGUGAGGGAAAGAACCAACAUGGAAUCGAUGGUUUGAGCAUCCUACUGAUGUCGAGAAGGGGCCCUUUGGCUCCCCAGAUUUUUCUUGAAGCUCUGUUACAAGGUGUUGUCUACGCGACCUUGGCAGUCACACUAUUUUUUCUCUGCCUCCUCCCCUUCAUAAUGAAACUUCUCAAGAUGAAGCAGGCAAAGAAGUGUGUGCAGAUGAGGGCACAGCAGGGCUCUACGGCUGGAACAGACCAGGCAUCCCAUGUGAAGCCCCCAAAGCCCAGGAAAUCCAGAAGUGAGCCACCCUCUGAGGAUCAGCUCUUGGAAAAGGAAGAUAAUCUAAAGCUGAGGAAGACCAUGGAGACUGCAUCCUAUACAAAGUUCCCAUUACCCUGGGAAUUACAAAAUCCCAUGGAGACCCCAGAAGCCCCAGGUCCAUAAUAAACUUGAAGUCUUGAGAAUUUGAGCUCA
Molecule: messenger RNA, 1162 nt
Organism: Rattus norvegicus (Norway rat)
Lineage: Eukaryota; Metazoa; Chordata; Mammalia; Rodentia; Muridae
Gene: Siglecl1
Product: SIGLEC family like 1
Cellular component (GO): membrane
Source: RefSeq, a predicted model, not a curated record